This is a messenger RNA of Closterium sp. Naga37s-1, 490 nucleotides long. NCBI's taxonomy places the organism in Eukaryota, Viridiplantae, Streptophyta, Zygnematophyceae, Desmidiales, Closteriaceae. The record is from the annotation of a GenBank genome assembly.
UGCGUGUGACGCCCUGGGCCGUGACGCCUUGCAGUACGAGGGCUCCACCUUUGACUCGUGUGGGGGGCACCCCACGCCCUCGGGCCAGUACCACUACCACGUCGCACCCGGCGUCGCCAACCCCUCUGCCAUCUCCGCAUCUCGCUCCACCAACUUCAACCUCUGCAACUCGUCCUUCUGGCAGGACGUGCCCAGGCAGCACUCGCCGCUGCUGGGCUUCCUGGCGGACGGCAUUCCGCUGUUCGGCCCGCGGGGAGCGGGGGGAGAGCUGCCGGCAGGGGUGGACGAGUGUGGGGGGCACGUGGGCGACGGCAGUGGUGGCGAGCCGGCGUUCUACCACUACCACGCCAGCAGCACGGCGCCCUACACUGUGGCUUGCCUCAAGGGCUGCGUCGCCUCCUCUGACUGGGGCACCCUCGGCUCUGCUUCCUGCAGCAAGGCCACCAAGCAAUAUGACUACUCAUCCCUGGCGGCAGUGCAGGCAGCAUGA